AUGGGUGGGCGUGUGGCGUGCGUCUGUGCGUGUGUGCGUCGGUUUGUCGGUCUGUCAGCGGGCUCGACAGGCGGCGGCGCGUCGAGUUCCGCAGGGGGUCACAGGCGAAUCGAUCGAUGUGACCCCUUUGCUCUGCCGGCGCAGGAACACACGUGCACACACGUGCGCACAGGUGCGCACCGGGAUGGCGAGGGACUGUGGUCGAAUUGGACCAAUGGCGAGGCGCGGAGGCCGGCGACCGGCGACAGUCGUGCCGUCGCCCGGUUGGCCGGUUGGCCGGGACCGGGCCGGGACAGGCGGACUGGCGGCCAGCGCUCGUCUAUGACCGAGUGGCCAGUCCGCCUCGCAGUGGCCCAUUCACGCGUCGCCAGUGCACAUCUUGCCCGUCUGUGCGGCUCUCUGUGUGCCGCCCACCUGUGUCCGCGUGUCGGUGAACACAGCCGGCUCGCCGGCCAGACCGGAGCCCGAGCAGAGGCCAGAUUGUCUCUGCUCUUGGCUCUCCUUUCGCCUCUUCCUGCUUCGGCCGACUUGGCUCGCCUCCACUCGCCCAGACGACACCGCCGCCACGAGCCAACUCGCCAACUCGCCAACUCGACACCAACAACCUCAUCCUCCUCCUCCUCCUCUUCCUCCUCCUCGUCCUCGUCCUCCUGCUCAUCCCCGCUCGUCAUGUCCGCCUCGCAAGGCCUCGUCUACUACUCCUCCGGCGGCCUGCCGCAAUCCGCCUCGCAACCGUCGCAACCGUCGCCAGCGUCGCCGGCUUCGCAACCGUCGGCUCCGGCCACCUUUUACGCCCAACCGAUGGCGCAAGCCUCGACCAAAGUCGUCAACAUGUCCCGUGCUCAGAUCAACUUGGGCCCGCCGAGCCAAUGCGCCAACGGCACGGCCGGCGGCGGCGGCGGCGGCGGCGGCGGCGGCGGCGAGCAAUGGUCACCGACGCCCGCCUAUCAAGUCUACUCGGUCGGGUCGGGCCAAGCCGGACAAACUGGCCAAUCCGGUCACGUGCAGGCCUUCUACAGUCCCGGCCAGCCGAGCGCCGCUCCCGUCUACGCCUAUUCUUCCUCCGGCGGCGUCGGAGCGCCUCAGAUUUUCACCGUCGGCACCUCACAACCCCUCCAACCACAACAAUCCCAACAAUCCCAACAACAACAA
This is a messenger RNA of Protopolystoma xenopodis, 1152 nucleotides long. NCBI's taxonomy places the organism in Eukaryota, Metazoa, Platyhelminthes, Monogenea, Polystomatidea, Polystomatidae. The record is from the annotation of a GenBank genome assembly.